UCUGCACAAAUAUAAAUCUUGAGCUGGUUGAUUCGAGGUAUGGCGGGGGUGGUGCAGAGCGUGCAGGUGCUGGCGUCCUCGCUGGGUGCGCUCCCGCCGGAGUUCGUGCGGCCCGAGCACGAGCGGCCGCCCGCCACCACUUUCCGCGGGGCCUCACCGCUGCAGAUCCCAGUGGUCGACAUGUCCUUGCCGGACGCCGGCAGCCGCAUGGUGGAGGCGGCGAGGGAAUGGGGGAUCUUCCAGGCGGUGAACCACGGCGUGCCGGCGGAUGCCGUGGCGGAGCUGCAGCGCGUGGGGCGGGAGUUCUUCGCGCUCCCUCAGGAGGAGAAGCAGCGGUACGCCAUGGACCCGGCCUCGGGGAAGACCGAGGGCUACGGCUCCAGCGUCCAGAGGAGCCCCGGCGACAGGAAGAUAUGGUCCGACAACUUGUUCCACACCAUCUCGCCGCCGGCCGCGGUGAACCACGGCUUCUGGCCGGAGAAACCUAGGGGGUACCGGGAGGCCAACGAGGCGUACUGUGGCCACAUGAGGCGGCUGACGCGGGAGGUACUGGAGCGCCUCUCGGCGGGGCUGGGCCUGGAGGAGGGCGCCAUGGCGGAGGCGUUCGGCGGCGGCGACGACGGCCUGGUGCUCAUGCAGAAGGUCAACUUCUACCCGCCGUGCCCGGAGCCGGAGCUCGUGCUCGGCUUCGCGCCGCACACCGACCUGUGCGCGUUUACGGUCCUCGUAGCCGACGACGUGCCGGGCCUCCAGGUGUCUAAGGACGGGCGCUGGUACGACGUCCAGCACGUGCCAGGCGCCCUCAUGGUCAACGUCGGCGACCAGAUUGAGAUCUUGAGCAAUGGGAGGUACAGGGCGGUGCUGCACCGGGUGACGGUGAGCAAGGAGAAGACGCGUAUGUCGUGGCCUGUGUUCGUGCAUCCGCGGCUAGAGUACGUCGUCGCGCCGCACCCGCGCCUCGUCGCCGGCGAGAUCCCUGCCAAGUACGACUACAAGGCCAAGACGUUCGAGGACUACAUGUACUGCAAGAUCAACAAGCUACCACAGUAAUCGAUCGUCGUCCAUGCAUUGCUUGCACGCAUGAGCACAUGUUCGUAGUGAUAUCAACAUUCACCUCUGCAUGCAAGCUUCGGUAUUCAACAAACAAUAAUCACGCUCAUACGCGAGAGAUCGUAAUAAUAUUAUCAUGUACAGUACUAUGUAAGUUUAGAUUUUGGGUCUUUUCUUUUCUUUAUUUAUUAUAUCUUCACCGUGUGGUCGGUGUGAGUCAGUUUCAUUAUCCUUAUCAAUCA
Triticum dicoccoides is the source of this 1292-nucleotide messenger RNA. RefSeq names its product flavonol synthase/flavanone 3-hydroxylase-like. The transcript is spliced from 2 exons. The record is from RefSeq and is a predicted model, not a curated record. Lineage: Eukaryota; Viridiplantae; Streptophyta; Magnoliopsida; Poales; Poaceae. The coding region runs from base 40 to 1050 and encodes 336 amino acids.